CGCCUGCCCAGGCGCGAGAAAGAACCCCCACUUGCCGGGGAACCAAGCCGGGACAGGCAGCUGAAGAGGCGUGGAGGCGGGAGGGGGAAGACCCACGCAGCCGAUUGGGAGGCGGGACUUAGGGCGCCUCCCACCAAUCAGGACCGGCGGAGGAAAAGAGUUUGCCAGCCAGGGGUGUGCUUUUUGUAGCCUCCCCGCCAAUCGGAGCAGUGGCAGUCGCGGCUGAAGCCGGAGCAUCGCGCCAAUCGCGGGCCAGCCAGUACUAGAGAGCGCGGAGUCGGGGAUGUCCUACAAGCCUAUCGCGCCUGCCCCCACCAGCUCAGGAGCCGCCGGCACCAGCAGCAGUAGCGCCAGUCCCGCCCCCGGAGCCCCGCCGGUCGCUACCAGUGUCCCAUCUCCAUCUGGUUCUGUCCCUGGAGCGUCUGCCCCCUUUCGACCUCUCUUCAACGAUUUUGGGCCCCCAUCGAUGGGCUACGUGCAGGCUAUGAAGCCACCAGGUGCCCAAGGCUCCCAGAGCACAUACACAGAUUUGCUUUCUGUAAUUGAAGAUAUGGGCAAAGAGAUACGACCUACAUAUGCAGGUAGCAAGAGUGCUAUGGAACGGCUGAAGCGAGGCAUUAUUCAUGCCCGGGCGCUGGUAAGAGAGUGUCUGGCAGAGACAGAGCGCAAUGCCCGCACGUAACACUCGCUUCCUCCUGGCACCACCCUUGGAGGAUCCUAGCACUUUCCAGCUAAUCAACAUUUUGGAAUCUGAAGUUUUCCCCUUCCUUUCAAAUCUUGCUACCAAUCAGUGUCUCAAGUCUUAGAACUGUGAUCGCCUUCAAAGACCUUUAUACCAAUUGGCACCUAAGAAUCUGAAGUAUCUCCAGUUGCAUCACAGAACUUCCCGUCAAUUGGCAUUCUGGGAAUAUAUACAGAAAGAAUUCAUUGCGCACACCCUUUGGUCUACUAGUCAGAAUAAUUGCUGGUGACAAGUUCUAUAUCUUUAUAAAAUACGUGGGGUUUUUGAAUAAAUAAAACCGUUGGAAUUUGGAUUAUCCCUUCUUCACUGUGCUUUUCUAUAUUUUUUUUUCAUGUGGUGAGGGAAAUAUUCUCUUCCUCACUAAAAUAUUACUGAAGGGCAUGUAUUGCAAGAUGUGCUUCCUUAGUAAAGCAGUAUGAAGCCCUCUCUUCCUCUUGUAACAAGAGUCUCAACCAGCGAUCACUGAGCCUGUAUUGGGAAACUUGUAAUAAAAUGUUUCUACUCCUA
Molecule: messenger RNA, 1249 nt
Organism: Candoia aspera
Lineage: Eukaryota; Metazoa; Chordata; Lepidosauria; Squamata; Candoiidae
Gene: CDK2AP2
Product: cyclin dependent kinase 2 associated protein 2
Exons: 4
Coding region: 284-682 (132 amino acids)
Biological process (GO): negative regulation of G1/S transition of mitotic cell cycle; regulation of microtubule cytoskeleton organization
Cellular component (GO): microtubule; nucleus; cytoplasm
Source: RefSeq, a predicted model, not a curated record